Molecule: messenger RNA, 1860 nt
Organism: Schistocerca gregaria
Lineage: Eukaryota; Metazoa; Arthropoda; Insecta; Orthoptera; Acrididae
Product: inositol polyphosphate multikinase-like
Exons: 8
Coding region: 336-1643 (435 amino acids)
Biological process (GO): inositol phosphate biosynthetic process
Cellular component (GO): nucleus; cytoplasm
Molecular function (GO): inositol tetrakisphosphate kinase activity; inositol-1,4,5-trisphosphate 3-kinase activity
Source: RefSeq, a predicted model, not a curated record
CGGCGCAAGUCAGUGGGGGCGUCGUGUCGCUUCGUCUCGCUUCGCGUAGCGUCGCGUGUGCGCGUCACAGCCAGGGCUCUGCCGGCGCGGUUGAAUGCGGCGGAAUCUAAUACUGGCCCAAAGACAAUAUCUCUAUCAGUUGACUAGCAGUCAGUCAGAGAGGCUGAAUCUGUCGUCGCAGUUCCCUACAACAUUAACCAGCAUCUGAUACAGAGGAGGAAGUUUCCUGUAACGCUGAGACACAAGGAGGAGCUGAGAAGAGCUCAGCACGUAGUGGGGAACUAGAAGUAAGGAGUUAGCAUCACAAUCAGAGCACAAAAGUGGAAGACUCCAAAAUGAAUUCUGUUUUCGCGAGACGAAAGUCGAGUGAAAAGUUUUUGAAGAGGAACGGCUUCAACGCAAAGCUACUUGGUUUAUGCGACAGAAAUAAGAACGACCUAUCGCAGGACACCGUGCCUUUAGAGAAUCAAGUUGCAGGACAUUGUGCAUCUGAUGGAAAAUCAUCGUUAGGAAUGUUGAAGCACAAAGAUGGUUAUGUCCUCAAGCCUAUAGAGAAACCGGUUCAGGGUGAACGGGAAAUUAAGUUUUACGAAGAGUUACAAGAAGCUACGGAUCCAGUUUCUACAGCUCUUCGAUCUUUUGUGCCACAGUAUUUAGGUACAACUGAAAUGAAGAUCAGUGAGAAAGAUAUUAAGUUCCUCAUUUUAAAAGAUGUGACUGAUGGUUUCGCAGAGCCUUGUGUUAUGGAUGUUAAAAUAGGGAAACAAACUUGGGAUCCUGAAGCAACAGAAGAGAAAAUAAAAAAUGAACAGAAAAAGUAUAUGGAGUGUAAAAGGGACUUGGGAUUUUGUAUCCCAGGUUUCCAGGUGUACAAGAUUUCAAAUGGAAAGCUAAUGAAAUAUGGAAAAGAUUAUGGGAAACGCUUGAACAAAAGUUCAGUUAUUGAUGCAUUCCGUAUGUUCCUGAAUGCUGACUCGGGGUUGAGUAGACACUUAGUGUUGCAAUUUGUGGCAAGACUGUGGCGUAUCCUAUGCUGGUGCAGGUCUCAGCGACUCUACCGGUUCUAUUCAAGUUCUCUGUUGCUGAUUUAUGAUGCUAGACGUUUACGCCAGACAUUGGGCACGGGGCUGGCACGCCCUCUCAGCCCAACACUGUCAGCCAGCUGUAGUGCCAAUGGCCGUUUCAACAGUCCGCCUGCAUCUCCACUGUUUGAAGCUCCACUGACGCCAGAUCGUCUUGGACAGUCUGUAUUUUUCCCAGAUAGGUCGACGCGCCUGUCCUCGUGCUCCAGCAGUGCCAGUACGUCUGCGUCUGGCACACCUACUUCAUCUCUUUCCAGGCAGAAUAGUUUCCUCAGUGAUGACAGCUGGCAUCCAAGUUUUGAAGAAAUAUGUAGGACACAUUCACUUAUAAAUAAUUAUGAGAAAGAUCUACAGUCAAUGAAAGAAAAUUACACAUUCCAAUUGGAGGAUUUGCUGAGUGCUGAGAGGCGAGGUACACGAGAACCGUGGGUGAAAAUUAAAAUGAUUGACUUUGCACACGCUUUCCCAGGGGUUGGGAGUGAUCCAGAUGUGAACUACUUGGAAGGGAUUGAAAACCUUGUUAAAGUUUUUGAAAGCUUACUUGAGGAAGUAGUCUGCUAACAUCGAAUGACUGGAUUAUGAAAUAUGGUAGAGAUUGAAGCCAUUGAAACCUAUUGAACUGUUUCUUUAAUACGAAUAAUUUUUAUCACAUUUGGAGUACACUUUAUAAAUAAAUUUUUAAUAUUAAAUAUUUUUCUGUAAAUGACAUUUUAUAGUUCAAUAUGCUCUUUUAUAUCCUGUUACAUUAUUUUAUAUAUGAGAUAUAUAUAUUUAAUAA